ACUACCGUAUGUUCUAUGCACUGGUAGUUAAUGACAUCUUACCUAUAUACAUUCUCUUUCGCCUGUUUUGACUUUGUGCACAUAUUGAGGAUCCGCGACUGACUUAAAAGAACAGUAAGAACAGUAGGAUAUAUCUAAAAAUGGAUAACAGCCCUGGAGGUGUUAUAUUAUAUGCUGGCUCAAAUGGAAGUGCUAGUCCAAACCCAGGAAGUCCAUCCAGUGGGUACCAGACCCAGUCACCUUCUACUCAUUCCCAGCCCUCAUCCCCAGAAGAGGUCACCUUUACUGAAAUUGAAGCUCUAAAACAGCGAGGCAGUGUGGGGACUCCCACCUCUCCUAAACUGUUUUUUCAGUUCCCUGAGACCUACAACAACUCAACAACAGCCUCCAACCAGAACACUUACUCACACCCAAUCGCAGGAAAGAGGCCCUGUGGCUUCACUGGCACAUUCACAAAAACAGGAGGCAUGGUCCUACUGUGUAAAGUAUGUGGUGAUAUUGCUUCAGGCUUCCAUUAUGGUGUGCAUGCAUGUGAAGGCUGCAAGGGUUUCUUCCGUCGCAGCAUUCAGCAGAAUAUCAACUACAAAAUGUGCGUGAAGAAUGAGAACUGCCUAAUCAUGCGCAUGAAUCGCAACCGCUGCCAGCACUGCCGCUUCAAGAAAUGUCUGGCUGUAGGCAUGUCCCGUGAUGCUGUGCGUUUUGGCCGCAUCCCUAAGCGUGAGAAGCAGAGGCUGCUGGAUGAAAUGCAGAGCUAUAUGAACAGCCUCAAUGAGUCAGCCAGCAUAAACAUGGUCUCUUCACCUUCCCAUGAGGCUUCACCCAGUCCAGCAGAGAUCCAACAGAAAGAACCCGUUGGUUCCAUGGCCCAAGCCUAUCAAGACAUCUUCCCGAAUGCCCCUGACCACCUAAACAAGAGAGCAACUGGUAUUAACAGCAACAGCAACCUGCCAACUUCUUCUCAGAGCAACACUUCUCAGAAAAGCAGCUUCCCUAAUAUUAGCCCUCCUGCACCAUACCACUCCAAUGCACCUGUGGGUUAUAUUUUACCUGGCAUCUGCCCUAGGCAACAGAUGGCCAAUGACAAGAAAUGCCAGGUUUCUUCAGUAGACAAUGGUCACUAUAAAAACCCUGCUGCUUCCAAUGAAAAAACAUAUCAGUCUUCAUUGAGCCCACCUCCACAUGUCAGUUAUGGAAGCUGCUAUGCAGCUGGUGAAAUCCAGACACAGACAGCAUGUCCAUGGAAGCUGGCAGCGGGCUCCAAAGUACUGGCCUGCCCUUUAAAUUCAUGCCCAGUUUCAGCACCAGGGAUCUCAAGCCAGCAGGUAUGGGAGUCUUUCUCUCAGUGUUUUACCCCUGCAGUGCGAGAGGUGGUGGAGUUUGCUAAGGGAAUCCCUGGCUUUCAAGACCUCUGCCAGCAUGAUCAGAUCAUGCUGCUGAAAGCGGGCACCUUCCAGGUGCUGAUGGUGAGGUUCUGCUCACUCUUUAACCCAAGGGAUCGGACAGUAACAUUCCUGAAUGGACAGACUUAUCCUCUGCCUGCUCUGCAAACCCUGGGCAUGGGCUCACUUCUUAAUGCCAUGUUUGACUUCUCUGAGAAGCUGGCCUCCCUUAGCCUGGAAUCUGAUGAGAUAGCACUUUUCAUGGCAGUGGUGCUGGUCUCUGCAGAUCGGACUGGUGUGGCAGACACAGCAGCUGUGGAGCAGCUACAAGAGAGUCUGAUCCGGGCGCUGAGAGCCUUGGUUUACCGUCGUCAUCCUGAUGACGGCACACUUUUUCCCAAGCUUCUGCUGCGUCUGCCUGACCUACGCACCCUCAACAACCUGCACUCGGACAAGCUGCUUAACUUUCGCAUUGAUCCAUGAGCAGUCAACAUCAACCAACACAUCAAAGAAACCAAUAGGAGUCCGGUUUCUCUGUUUUUUUCUCCUAGGAGAAGAGACGAACAGUUGAUCAUUUUAGGAGCAUUUUAUCAUGUGUUAACAUUGCACAUGUGUUAAAAUUUGCACUAGCUGCUGUAAAUUUUGUCUUUGGUUGAUUUGGUGUUACAACGAGCACUUGGACUUAAAAUUAUGGUUGCCUCAGCUGACAAGGUUUUCAAAUCUCACCUCUCCAAGUUGUGUUUCUUUACACAAUGUUCAAGACUAUUGGCACACUCCAAUCACUCAAAAUGCUUUUCCAAGAAGCUUGGCUUUCAUAUCAUUACUAUGUAUGUACUAUGUCAAGGAACUUUCCAAGACCAAAAACUAAUUGUGUCCUGUUUGGGCCAUUCCUUAUGUCUUUUUCCAGCACAUAAGAAUAAAGAAAUAAAGUAUAGGGAAUUUGUAAGACUGAAUAUUUAAGUGUAUGUGCCUGUGUGUUAGUAAAAUGGAAAAAUACCAUGUACAGAACAUAAAUAUUACAAUCUAUAAUGUCACGUAAGACUGCAGUUAUUCAACAUAUAUGUAUUUUUAGUGUUAGAGUAAUAUCAUAUAGCAGUUUCAUGCAUAAGCACUCGAGUUAGCUCUUUAACAGUUAUACACUUUUAACAAAAAUGAUAUCUGUUCAUUUCUUGGGUAAAGAAACUUUUAUUUUGUUUUUAUAUUUUUAAUAGCUGAAUUGUUUAAUCUUUAAUCUCGGGAAACAAAACCAGCAGCCACCCUAAACCAAGCAUGUUUUGUAGCUGCUUAUGUUUUCAGUUUUCUUGCUGUAAAUAUAAUAUGCAGGUAUGUUGGACUGACAUGGAUUAACAAAACAAUAUACAUACAUCAGAGUUAUUCUGGGCAAGUUAUGUCUGAUGGUGGCAGGAGUUUUGGUGCCUUCUGAAGAAAUAUUGUGGUUGUGGUUGUUUGUGGAAAAGAACUGUCGCCAGAUGUGCUGAAAUCAUGAAAGAUCAGAUUACACCAGCAGAGAUCUUACACAGCCUUUACUGAGAUUUAGAGGUUUUAUCAGGAUAUGAGAAUGUGGAUUAUUUUGACUGCUUGAAAAAUUGGUUGUUAAUGCAACAUUUUCUGAUCAUGUAUAAUGUAAAUAUUUUGUAAAUUAUUUCCUUCCACAAA
This is a messenger RNA of Trichomycterus rosablanca, 3035 nucleotides long. It is a transcript of the gene nr1d4a, whose product is annotated as nuclear receptor subfamily 1, group D, member 4a. Lineage: Eukaryota; Metazoa; Chordata; Actinopteri; Siluriformes; Trichomycteridae. Gene Ontology annotation, molecular function: nuclear receptor activity; zinc ion binding; RNA polymerase II cis-regulatory region sequence-specific DNA binding. The record is from RefSeq and is a predicted model, not a curated record. Bases 141 to 1862 code for a protein of 573 amino acids. Gene Ontology annotation, biological process: cell differentiation; positive regulation of transcription by RNA polymerase II; negative regulation of transcription by RNA polymerase II. The transcript is spliced from 8 exons.